Molecule: messenger RNA, 1637 nt
Organism: Aedes albopictus (Asian tiger mosquito)
Lineage: Eukaryota; Metazoa; Arthropoda; Insecta; Diptera; Culicidae
Product: glycine receptor subunit alpha-2-like
Exons: 3
Coding region: 633-1232 (199 amino acids)
Biological process (GO): signal transduction; chemical synaptic transmission; chloride transmembrane transport
Cellular component (GO): neuron projection; synapse; plasma membrane
Molecular function (GO): excitatory extracellular ligand-gated monoatomic ion channel activity; transmitter-gated monoatomic ion channel activity involved in regulation of postsynaptic membrane potential; transmembrane signaling receptor activity
Source: RefSeq, a predicted model, not a curated record
CAGUUCCAUUUUUUCACCUUUCGCGUUCGGUUCGUAUAGUUCGCGCGUUUGAUUUUUCACAAUAAGAAAAUUUUUCACCAAAAUGCUUUCUACCCAUUUCGAGCCGUUGUUACAAACUAAUUGACAUUUAUGGAUCGCAAAUCUUUCGCAGCGCUACAACAGUUGUCGGUUGGGAUCCCAUACGCAUUGUGGAUAUUCGAUUUAAGCUUCGAUGGUUUAGCAUUCAAAGAUGAAAUCCAAACUUUGGAAGUGGAAAAAACUUCGGUUCAGACUGUGAAGCUGGGCUAUGCUCAUAACCCAUGUGAAUAUUGUAACAAUAACGCAAUUGUGCCAAUUACCGUUAAUGAGAAUUUCAACGCAUUGAACUUCGAACUCCAUUUCGCUAAAUCGUCGAUGCAGCAGACGAAACCACUAUUAUUGGAUGACUUACAAGUGCAAACGAUUUUCCUUCUACGCUCUGAGGAACGGUUCCCCAUAUGCAACGUAUUGAAAAACUCACUGACCAUCAAUUUUCGUCCGGUGGGUGGCGUUUGUGAAUGCAAUAAUAUUCAUGGCCAAGGAUUUAUAAAAGCAACGGAAGCAAAAGGCUUACCAAAGCCAAACUUUUUGGAUGAAUCAUCAACAGUAACAACAUGAUAUCGAGGUGGACUCUGCUUCUGAUUCCACUAAUGACCAGUUGUCUUCGUUCAACACUCGGGGCAAAAAAUAAUCGCAAUAACUACGUCAACAUUUCCGACAUAGGAGAACUUUCCAAACACCACGCCGUUAGUUUAUCGCUGUCCGAUAUUCUUCCACAACAUCACAAAACGUACGAUAAGAAUCGUGCUCCCAAACUGUUGGGUCAACCGACAGUUGUGUAUUUUCACGUUACCGUUCUGUCAAUAGAUUCCAUCAACGAAGAAUCAAUGACAUACGUAGCGGACAUAUUUUUGGCACAAAGCUGGCGGGACCCAAGGCUGCGGCUGCCGGAGAACAUGAGCGAAGAGUACCGGAUACUGGACGUCGACUGGCUGCACAACAUUUGGCGACCGGACUGUUUCUUUAAGAACGCCAAAAAGGUCACCUUCCACGAAAUGAGCAUACCAAACCAUUACCUGUGGCUCUAUCACGACAAAACGCUACUGUACAUGUCCAAGCUGACCCUGGUGCUGUCCUGUGCCAUGAAGUUCGAAUCCUAUCCGCACGAUACGCAGGUCUGCUCGAUGAUGAUCGAAAGUUGUAAGUAUGGAUGAGGUAAAAUUGGUGUUAUGCCUAAAUACAUCCGUAAAAAUUUUUGCUGAAUUUUGUCGGGUGUGAUUUAUUGUGAAGCUGAGGUUCAGCUUCAUUUACUGGUUCAUUCAGUAAAUCCCGCUGAUUACCAGGAACUUUUUUACAAAGAAUGAAAUCCAGUAAAUUUUUAAGAAAGCUCAGCAUAAAAUAUUACUGGAUCCUUCAGCUCAACAAAAUCCAACAAAAAUAGAAAGUCUUUGGUAUAUCGUUAUUGCUUGCCAAAUAAUAUGAUUCUGGAGAUUCAAAUUCUGUUUUGGGCAGGUGAGUGUUGUAAAUAACUUAAAAGUUUUCUUUCUACUUCAAUGGAUAUAUUCAUACAAAAAAAAAUCAAGCAUUUACAUUAUUAAUUCAAUAUACUUUCCUACCAC